Molecule: messenger RNA, 552 nt
Organism: Notothenia coriiceps (black rockcod)
Lineage: Eukaryota; Metazoa; Chordata; Actinopteri; Perciformes; Nototheniidae
Product: tubulin polyglutamylase TTLL7-like
Exons: 5
Coding region: 1-552 (183 amino acids)
Biological process (GO): microtubule cytoskeleton organization; protein polyglutamylation
Cellular component (GO): ciliary basal body
Molecular function (GO): tubulin-glutamic acid ligase activity; tubulin binding
Source: RefSeq, a predicted model, not a curated record
AUGGACGACAAUCCAGACAAGCUUUUUCCUACUCCCAGUGAUCAGCCCUUGGACAGCGAUAUUGAAUACAGACUGUACCACCAGGAGGACCUGCCUUGCUUGACUGCCUGCUCUGCUUUGAUCCAUGAGUUGGUGGUGAAGACCAUAAUAGUGGCUGAGCCCCACGUGCUGCACGCCUAUCGCAUGUGUCGCCCCGGACAACCACCAGGGAGCGACAGUGUCUGCUUUGAGGUGCUGGGCUUCGACAUCAUCCUGGACCGCAAACUCAAACCCUGGCUACUGGAGAUCAAUCGAGCUCCGAGCUUUGGGACCGAUCAGAAGAUUGAUCACGAUGUGAAGAAAGGGGUACUGCUCGAUGCUCUGAAACUCCUCAACAUUCGAGCCAGUGAUAAGAAACGUAAUCUGGCCCAGCAGAAAGCAGAGGCUCAGCGCCGGCUCUAUGGACACGGCUCUGUGAAGAAACUCUCAGCUGCUUCCUCAGACUGGGAGAAACAACGGCACACACUGGAGCGCAGGAGAGAGGAGCUGCACAUCAAUAGUACCUCAGUAUGA